GAUGAAUUUAGUCUUGCAAUUGCGCGGGAAAUUGAGCGGCAAGCAUACAGGUUACCCGCGUCUGGAAUAUACUUUGGAAUAAGAGUAUAAAAUUGUCGCACGCAAUCUUGUCAACUAUGUCGAGUCCUAUGAGACCGCCGAGGACCCCUGUUCCACAGGAUGAUGACGGUUCGACGAACGGCACGCCGAGGCGGCAGCCUCGGACUCCGACCUCUGUCAGAGCUCCUUCGGUUGCUGGUACACCUAGCACUAUUGGUUCCGCGUCUACGAGACAAGGUACGCCUCAGAGGAGACCAGGCAAUAAUCCGGUAGACACUCCGUUACGAUGGGGCAGCCGUCACGCACAGGAGACCAUUGCGCCAUCAUCAGAGGGUCUUUCCUCUGUGCCAUUGUCUUCUCCGAAUCGAUUGGUACAAACAAGCCCUCUUGCUGCGGGUAUGAGCGAAGUAGAGUUAUCUUCUCCUUUGAAUUAUGGAACACCUAGUUCUUUGGCAUCGGUUCGCACUCCUCGCAGUGGUAUCAGGGGUACACCAGUGCGACAGAGGCCAGAUGUUCAGUCUGACAGACGUAUGCGACAAGUUAAUUUGGCUGAAAUACCAGAAGAACCCAAUGUUCAAAGAACAUCAGAAACUGAAAAUGGUCCGCAGUUAGUUAUCUGGGGUACAAAUGUUGUAGUAGAUCAGUGUAAAGAACAAUUUAAACGAUUUAUUUUACGAUUUAUCGAUCCGGAAGCAGAAAAUGAUGAAUUGCCUGAGAACAUGAAUCUAUCAGAUCCACUUUACUUGCAAAAGCUCGAAGAGAUACAUACACUCGAAGAACCUUACUUGAAUAUAAACUGCGCUCAUCUCGAGGCAUUCGACGAACAGCUUUACAAUCGAUUGAUAUGCUAUCCACAGGAAGUGAUACCAGCUUUCGACAUGACUGCGAAUGAAAUGUUCUUCGAGAGAUACCCUGCGGCGGUAUUGGAGCAUCAAAUUCAAGUACGGCCCUAUAAUGCUACCAGAACCAAAAGCAUGCGUCUCCUGAAUCCUGAAGACAUAGAUCAAUUGAUCACGGUCACUGGUAUGGUUAUUAGAACAUCGAACAUCAUGCCGGAAAUGCGAGAGGCGUUCUUCAAGUGUAUUGUGUGCUCUUUCACGGCGACCGUGGAAAUCGACAGAGGUCACAUAACCGAGCCCACAGUGUGCACACAUUGUAACAACAAUUACUGCUUCAAUUUGAUACACAAUCGCAGUCAUUUCUCCGACAAGCAAAUGAUCAAGCUGCAAGAAUCGCCGGACGAUAUGCCAGCUGGUCAAACCCCUCAUACAGUGGUGCUUUUCGCACAUAAUAAUUUAGUUGACGCUGUCUCACCAGGUGAUAGAGUUUCCGUCACCGGUAUAUAUCGCGCGUUACCGAUACGCGUUAAUCCGCGACAGUCCAAUGUACGCGCUAUCUACAGAACACACGUUGACGUUGUCCACUUCAGAAAACAAGAUUCGAAGCGACUGUAUGAGCAAGAGGAGGGCAAGGAUCACGCAUUUCCACCGGAGAGAGUGGAAUUAUUAAAACUCUUGUCACAAAAGGAAGACGUGUAUGAACGAUUGGCACGGCACAUUGCUCCCAGCAUUUACGAAAACGAAGAUGUAAAGAAGGGAAUAUUGUUGCAAUUAUUCGGCGGGACAAAGAAAGAACAAAGUAAAUCGAGUAAGAAAUAUUUUCGGUCUGAAAUAAAUAUACUUCUGUGUGGAGAUCCAGGUACGAGUAAAUCGCAGCUGUUACAAUUCGUCUUCAAUCUGGUACCGCGCUCGCAGUAUAGCAGCGGAAAAGGUUCCAGCGCUGUCGGCUUAACUGCGUUUGUAACGAAAGAUCCUGAAAGUCGCCAAUUAGUACUGCAAACCGGCGCCUUAGUUCUCGCCGAUAACGGUAUCUGUUGUAUUGACGAGUUCGAUAAAAUGAACGAUAGCACGCGCUCGGUGCUGCACGAAGUUAUGGAGCAACAAACAAUGAGUAUUGCGAAAGCGGGUAUUAUUUGCCAAUUGAAUGCGAGAACGAGUAUUUUGGCAGCAGCCAAUCCUUGCGAGUCGCAAUGGAAUAAAAAUAAAACAGUGAUAGAAAAUGUUAUGUUACCGCAUACACUAAUGUCACGUUUCGAUUUAAUUUUUCUCAUGCUGGAUCCUCAGGACGAGAUAUUUGACAGAAAACUUGCCAGACAUUUGGUAUCACUAUAUUAUAAAUCUGAUCUAGAGGAAGAGGAUGACAUUGUGGACAUGAGCAUUCUACGUGAUUACAUAGCUUAUGCCAAGGAACACGUUCAUCCUGUUCUCAAUGAGGAAAGCCAACAGAGGCUGAUUCAGGCUUACGUCGAUAUGCGUAGAGUAGGAAGCGGUCACGGACAAAUUACAGCCUAUCCGAGGCAAUUGGAGUCGCUGAUAAGACUCGCUGAGGCACACGCUAAGAUGCGAUUUAACAAUGUAGUGGAGAUUGUGGACGUUGAGGAAGCUUGGAGAUUACAUCGAGAAGCGUUGAAGCAAUCGGCUAUUGACCCACUAAGUGGCAAAAUCGAUAUUAGUAUUUUAACGACCGGUAUGUCAUUAGCUGCGAGAAAACGUAGGCAGGAACUGGUGGAGGCGCUGAAGAAGCUCAUUAAAGGCAAAGAUAAGACACCGACGCUAAACUAUCAGAAAAUUUUCACGGAAUUGAAAGAAUCAUCCAGUAUGUUGGUGACGCGUGAAAUGUUUGAAGAUACUCUGAAAGAUUUGCAAGAUAACGGUAUUGUAAUUGUAACUGGCAAAAAUACUAUUCGUGUUUGUUAAACUUAUUUACAAUUUUUGUAUCGCUUUGCUUAGGAUAUUUCUGGACGAUUAAUAGAGAUAUGCAUAUAA
Molecule: messenger RNA, 2864 nt
Organism: Formica exsecta
Lineage: Eukaryota; Metazoa; Arthropoda; Insecta; Hymenoptera; Formicidae
Gene: dpa
Product: DNA replication licensing factor MCM4
Exons: 8
Coding region: 117-2795 (892 amino acids)
Biological process (GO): double-strand break repair via break-induced replication; DNA replication; DNA strand elongation involved in DNA replication
Cellular component (GO): nucleus; MCM complex
Molecular function (GO): single-stranded DNA binding; ATP hydrolysis activity; single-stranded DNA helicase activity
Source: RefSeq, a predicted model, not a curated record